UCAGUUUGUAAGGGGGGGGGGAGAGAGAGAUGUGGUGCUUUCCCAGAAAAGUUAAAAGCUUGCAAAUAACUGAAGCCAAUUAAGAUCAAAGCUGUGAUAUUCAGUAGUAGUUUCAUUAUAAACCCUUUUUUUAAAAAAAUGAAACCACAACAACUUUGAAACAGAUCAAGAGGUGUUAAUACAUAGCUCUUUUUUGUUAUUCUUUAAAGCUUGUGCAGUAUCUUAAAGCAACAGAUUGCUUAUUUGCUCUUUAUCAUGCACAGAGUUCCCCCCCCCUCCCCACGGAACUGUCGGUGUUAAAAAAAACAACACCAACCCACGUUCUGAGUAAUUUAGGAGCUAAGGAUUAAAAGCUUUCAUUUAUAUGCAAAAUGUACAUUUGUUAGUAGGGAGGCCAACUUUAGGCGGUACAAUAAUUUAUCGGACACUACCGAGUUGCCAACUGUGCCUUGGCAAAGAGAAAGAAAGAUAGAAAUCGGAAGAUGUGGUUUUUUUGCCUGGUGAAUUGCAAGCCUCCCCACCUCCAGGGGGGAAUUCCCACUUCCACUUGCAGGAAAAGGAGCUCCCGAAUAUUUGUUGUGAAGCUUUUGACUGUGAGCCUUGGAAAGCACUCGGUGCUCAAUUCCAUUCUGCACAUCGUUGGGAAUUCUCGGUAGCAGUGGGCAAGUGAUCUUUCACUUGAAGACGAUCACAACAUGAUCACAUGAUCUCAGCAUUCUCCAAAAUGCUCUGUGGAAACCACUGCUUUCGAUACAACCUUUUGCAACAGGAGAGGGAAGAAGACUGUGAUUCCUAAGCAACAAUACCCCCUCCCACCCACAUCUGAGCCAGCUCCAAAUAGAAAGGUGGUAGCCCUGCAAAGGACCCCUAACAAAUUUUGGGGGAGGCAAAUGCGGAGGGGGGGGGUUCUGGCCUUUUAUAUUGCUUUUUUUUUUGCACAAACCAGAACAUACAGGAUAUUUCUGUUGUGCGUAUAACUUCUUGCUACAUAUAUAGGAUCAUUUCCCGUAGCUGUCUAGAAAUUGAAUUUAUUCACUAAGCUUGUGAGUGUUGCUGCUGCUACUCCAACCACUACUCUGCUAUUUCAUACUUGAUAACUAAUUUGAAAGGCAUGGCAGACUGCAAAUUAAACAAAAGCCCAUGUGCUUUAUUUUCCUCCCUCUCUUUCCAUUCACUCCCGAGUCCUCUUUUUGGGGAAUGUCACUAUUCCUGUUUCCCUCGGACCGUGCCAGGAUCUAUGAACAAAAAAAAAAAAACUUAAGAGCUAGGCGAUAUUUGUGGAUCAGUUCCCUGCCUCUUGCUGACGGCCGUUGAGGAUUUAGCAUUUACCAGGUUAGGAAUGAGGAAUCUGUGGGUCUUUCAAAUGUUCUUGGACUCCCAGCUCUAGUAGCAGGGAGCCAAGGGGAAGAAGAGACAUCAUCUCUAAGGGUCAAUCUGAGAAGUCUGGCAGGUUGGAUGUGGUCCGUAGGCUGCCUAAUGAAGAAUGAAGGAUGGUAUUCUGUAGCCUCUCCCCAACUAAUGUUGUGCUGUAAUCCAAGAUUGAUCGACGGUAAUCGCAAUAGCCCUGCAGCUAAUGGUGUGAGUCAUUGUCUUGUUUAUAGAUUUCCCCAACCAGUUGACCCAGGGGAUCUGUACCCUGUUGUGAAUAAUAGCUAGUUUGAAUGAAGAGACCACUUCGUUUCUGUAUGACAAGUAUGGACCUUCCUCACUGUUGUGCAUUUUUGUUGAUGUCCAGACCAAUCACAGAGUGGUGUUGUGGUUAGAGUGGGAGACCAAUGUUCGAAUCCUCACUUGGCCCCAAAGCUGGGUGACAUUUGGGGCAGUCACAGUCUCUCAGCCCAACCUGCUUUGUUGUGAGGAUAAAAUGGGGAAGGGGGGAGUUAUGUUGCACCACCAUGAUCUUCUUGGAGGAAAGGUGGGAUAUAAAUGGGAUUUAUUAAUUUGGAUGUAACAGACCUGUUAUUGUUAAGUCGUUUAGUCAUGUCUGACUCUUCAUGACCCCAUGGACCAGAGCACGCCAGGCACUCCUUUCUUGCACUGCCUUCCGCAGUUUGGUCAAACUCAUGUUCGUAGCUCCGAGAACACUGUCCAACCAUCUCGUCCUCUGUCGUCCCCUUCUCCUAGUGCCCUCAAUCUUUCCCAACAUCAGGGUCUUUUCCAGGGAGUCUUCUCUUCUCAUGAGGUGGCCAACAGACCUAGUGACAGUGAUUAAAAACAUUUUCUUCAAAAUAGUCCUACUAAAAUUAAUGGAAAUGAUCUGAUAUAAGUAGGUGUAUGUCUUACAACCUACCAUUAGUUUGGGUUUAUUCAACUCCAGUAAUAUGCAGAGAGAUUCGUGGAGCUCAGUAUGUUUGAAACCCAGUUCCAUUGCCCUAGCCCCAAACAUCUGCUUGUUUUUGGCCAAAAUUUCAAAAUCACUAGUUGCUUGCUUCAGCUGAAAGUCCUGUUGUACAUCUGUUUUACUCAUAGUUGGAUUGCAUCGUUGGUGGUUUUGUAGUGUUAAAUAGGAGUUAUUGCAGUUCCUUCAAUAAUGAGAGUUGUUUGCUUCAGUGAAAGGUCCUGAUCAUAUGUGUAUUUUGUUCAGUGUUGCAUUGCAUCAUUGGUUUUGCAGUAUUAGGCAAAAGUUGUUGCCAUUCCUUCAAUAGCAUGAGUUGCUUGCUUCCCUUGGCCUCAUGGGUGUUUCACUCAUAGAUGAGAACAAUCGUUGGUGUUACAGUACAAUUUCUGUUUAAGACUAUGAUAUAAGUUUCCAUGUUGGUUGACCCAGUAUUCUUCAUAGCUUAUUGUGUAAAGUACGGUAGCUGGUUUUCAAUGUGACCAAUAUUCCACAAAAACGUUGGUGGUCUUGUGCAAAAGGAAGAAAAGAAAAGAAAAAUACUUUUGCGGAUAUGCAAAAAUUGUGAAAUAGGAGAAUGUAGAAUUGUGGCAAUAUCUGAUGUUGAUUCAUAUAAGUGUUGCAUAAACAAAUUAAUUGAAAUAUGAUAAUUUUGGAAUGGCCACAAGUAUAUUGAAAUAAGUCUUGAAAAUGAUGGCGCUGCAAUUCAUUAUUAAUACUACUACAGUGGUACCUUGGUUUAUGAACAGCUUAGUUUAUGAGCAACUUGGAUUAAGAACGCUGCAAACCCGGAAGUAGGUGUUUUGGUUUGUGAACUUUGCCUUGGAAGUAGAACAUGUUCUGCUUCCUGUUUAAUGUGUUCCAUUUGUAAAUUGAGUUCGCCGCUGCUAUGGGAAAGCACGCCUUGGUUUAAGAACGGACUUCCGGAAUGGAUUAAGUUCAUAAACAAAGGUACCACUGUACUACUGUUUCACAUAAAUAUUAUUCGCACAUAAAUGUACAAGUCUCCAAGUGACUUGCGAAAUAAUUCGAAGCAUUCCCUAAAAUCAGAAAAAGAAAAAUGUAUUAUGAUAAAAGCCGUACAGUGACCAAUGAAACAAGCAGCAGCUGAAACCUAAACAGCAAAACUAAUCCUCAGUAGACAGCACAAAUCAUCAUAAUCCAUCAGAUGUCUGGGAGAAGAGAUAUGUUUUUAGCUAGAACUGAAAGGAUAUUAAUGAUGGCACCAGGCGGACCUCAGUGGAGAGAGCCUGCCACAAGCGAGGAUUCACCACUGGAAAGCUCUCUCCAUUUCCACCACCCUCUGAACCUCAGAGGGGGGCACCCUGGGAAGAGCCUCAGAUGAAAAUUGAAGGGUCCUUGUAGGUUCAUAUUGGUAUAGGUGCUCUGAAGCUACACAGAACUACGCAGGAAUACUACGUUACAGCCCAGACAACCUAAUUCAGAGACAGACGGACAAAAAUGAUGGGCUUGAUAAACGACUAGGUGGAACAAGAUAGACACGGUCAACCUUGACAUAUGAGAAGGGAAGGAAGAGACUCCAAUGCCUUGGUUGGUUUAGCAAGUUUUCCUAGUUCUUUGAAGCCAUGACUUAGAGGAGAGCACAGAAUGUAAAUUUUACAUUAGUACAGUACACCACUGUGCACAUAAACACAUCUCUAUAUCCUUUAUCCAGGCAAACAAGAGGCAUAAUCGGAGCUCAAGGACUCAUUCCCGGCAGGCAAAAACGCUCAGGGUAAAUAGUAUUACCAAGUGGCUCAUUCUACACCCUCCAUACACACCAGUCAUGAGGCUCUUUCUGCUUCCUGCUUGCGUGAUGCUAUUGACCGCCUCCCGAAUUGCUGCCGUCAGCUUCCCAGAAGACGACGACCCUAUUAAUGUUGUCGACUACCACUAUUCAAGGCAAUAUCCAGUAUUUAGAGGACGCCCUUCAGGCAAUGAAUCCCAGCAUAGGCUGGACUUUCAACUGAUGUUGAAAAUUCGAGACACACUUUAUAUUGCUGGCAGGGAUCAAGUUUACACUGUGAACUUGAAUGACAUUCCAAAGGGAGAAGUUGCUCCAAGCAAGAAAUUAACAUGGCGGUCAAGGCAACAGGACAGAGAAAACUGCGCCAUGAAGGGAAAACACAAAGACGAAUGCCAUAAUUUUAUUAAAGUCUUUGUCCCCAGGAAUGACGAGAUGGUGUUUGUCUGUGGAACCAAUGCUUUUAACCCCAUGUGCCGCUACCUUAGGCUGAAUACCUUGGAGUACGAUGGAGAAGAAUUCAGCGGCUUAGCCAGGUGCCCGUUCGACGCCAGGCAAACCAACGUCGCCCUCUUUGCUGAUGGCAAACUCUAUUCUGCAACGGUUGCAGAUUUUCUGGCAAGUGAUGCGGUAAUUUACCGAAGCAUGGGGGACGGGUCGGCAUUGAGAACAAUAAAAUACGACUCCAAGUGGAUUAAAGAGCCCCAUUUCCUUCAUGCCAUUGAAUACGGGAACUUUGUGUAUUUCUUCUUUCGAGAGAUUGCCGUGGAGCAUAAUAAUCUAGGCAAGGCUGUCUACUCCCGUGUAGCCCGCAUAUGCAAAAACGACAUGGGUGGCUCCCAGAGGGUGCUGGAGAAGCACUGGACGUCAUUCCUGAAAGCGCGUCUCAACUGCUCCGUCCCCGGGGAUUCGUUUUUCUACUUUGACGUGCUCCAGUCGAUCACAGACAUAAUAGAAAUCAACGGAGCCCCUACUGUUGUCGGCGUAUUCACUACGCAGCUUAACAGCAUCCCCGGCUCAGCGGUGUGUGCCUUUAGCAUGGAGGACAUUGAGAAAGUCUUCAAAGGAAGAUUUAAGGAACAAAAGACGCCAGAUUCUGUUUGGACAGCUGUACCUGAAGACAAAGUACCAAGGCCAAGACCUGGGUGCUGUGCAAAACACGGCCUAGCAGAGGCUUACAAAACCUCCAUUGAUUUCCCAGAUGAAACCCUCUCUUUCAUCAAAUCCCACCCUUUGAUGGAUUCCGCCGUUCCCUCUGUCAUUGAGGAGCCUUGGUUUACAAAGACAAGAGUCAGGUAUCGGUUGACAGCGAUCGCAGUGGACCACUCUGCCGGCCCGUAUCAAAACUACACAGUCAUCUUUGUUGGCUCUGAAGCUGGAAUGGUACUUAAAAUCUUGGCAAAGACCAAGCCUUCUUCUUUGAAUGACAGCGUGUUACUGGAAGAGAUUGAUGCAUACAAUCAUGCAAAGUGUAAUGGGGAUGGUGAAGAGGACAAGAAGGUCAUCUCCCUGCAACUGGACAAAGAGCACCAUGCCUUAUUUGUUGCAUUCUCCAGCUGCGUCAUUAGAAUUCCACUCAGCCGUUGCGAGCGUCACGGGUCGUGCAAAAAGUCUUGCAUUGCGUCUCGAGAUCCUUACUGUGGCUGGCUGAACCAUGGGACCUGUGGAAGAGUGAAAUCAAGCAUGCUGUUAUCUUUGUUUGUUUCAUACAACCACAGCGUUGGAGGAUAUGAGCAAGAUGUGGAAUAUGGCAACACCGCGCAACUCGGGGAUUGCCACGAAAUUUUGCCUACUACAACUACACCAGAUUACAAAAUAUUUGGCGAUCCAACAUCUGACAUGGCGUUACCCUCAACUUCUGUUACCACAGUGGAAAGUAUCCCAGUUUUCUCACCCAAAGUGAUUGGUUCCUGGAAACCUAAAGUGACUGGCUCCCGGAAAUUUGUAGCCCAAGAUGACCCAAACACCUCUGAUUACUCUGAUUCAUUAUCAGGGGUCCCGAAGGGUGUCAGGUGGGAAGUCCAGUCAGGAGAUUCUAACCAAAUGGUGCACAUGAAUGUCCUGAUUACAUGCGUCUUCGCUGCCUUUCUGCUGGGAGCCUUUAUUGCAGGCGUGGCUGUCUACUGUUACCGGGAUAUGUUUGUGAGAAAGUCCAGGAAGAUACACAAAGACGCAGAGUCAGCUCAGUCCUGUACGGACUCGAGCGGGAGUUUCGCCAAGCUGAACGGCCUCUUUGACAGCCCAGUCAAGGAGUAUCAACAGAAUAUCGAUUCUCCCAAGCUGUAUUCAAACUUGUUAACAAGCAGAAAGGAGAUGCCGCCAACUGCCGACACCAAGUCCAUGAUGGUGGUGGACCAUAGAGGCCAGCCGCCUGAACUGGCAGCUCUUCCGACACCAGAAUCCACGCCGGUGAUGCAACAAAAGACUUUGCAGUCUAUGAAAAGUCAGAUGGACAAAGCGCAGAACAACCUCAGUGCUUCUAGAAAAGAAACUCCUCUGAAGAGCCCUCAGUUUUUCCCGUCCAGUCCUCCGCCUCAUUCUCCUCUAAGCCACGGCCACAUCCCCAGCGCUAUUGUUCUUCCAAACGCCACCCACGACUACAACAUGUCCUUCUCAAAUUCCAACGCGCACAAAGCAGACAAGAAGAUGCAGAACAUGGACCACCCGCAUACAAAGUCAUCGGGCAAGAGAGACCACAGGAGGUCUGUGGAUUCCAGGAACACCUUGAACGAUUUCCUGAAACAUUUGAACGAAAUGCCUAGCAACCCCAAAGCCAUUAUGGGAGACCUCCAGGUGGCUCACCAAACUCUAAUGCUGGAUCCCAUGGGAAACAUGACUGAGAUCCCCCCUAAGGUUCCCAACAGGGAAGCCUCUUUGUAUUCUCCUCCGUCCACCCUUCCGCGAAACAGUCCGACAAAACGGGUGGACGUCCCGACCACGCCGGCGGUACCCAUGACCUCUUUAGAAAGGCAAAGGGGCUACCACAAAAAUUCAUCGCAGCGGCAUUCUAUAUCAGCCCUCCCUAAAAACUUAAACUCGCCCAAUGGCGUGCUGCUGUCGCGGCAGCCUAGUAUUAACCGCGGGGGCUACAUACCUCCCGGAGGAGGCUCAAAGAUGGACUACAUGCAAGGGGUACCGGUGAGUGUCCAUCUACAGCCUUCCUUGUCUAGGCAAAGCAGUUACACGAGCAAUGGAACGCUCCCUCGGACAGGGAUAAAGAGGACGCCCUCCCUCAAACCAGACGUGCCGCCCAAACCCUCGUUCGCUCCCCAGACGCCUUCAGUCAGACCACUGAACAAAUACAGCUACUGAGACUUGCGUAUUCUGUCAAGAGGUGUGGGGUGAUGUUGCAGGACAGACAAUAAGACAGAGACUCGCUUGUCAUGAGAAACACACAGAGGAGAGAAAGAGAGAGAGAGAAUGAACAAGCCGCCAAAGAACCUGUUCUUACUCCAGCAACAUCUGGGCUUUUGCCACACACCUGGCUUAAAGCAAGGCUCAGCUUGCUAAACAGAUUAUAACAAAGGAAGGUGCUGGCCCUUCACAUUUCUUUCGUUUGGAGCAGAGGAGACAUGUAGCACAAUGGGAGGGGGAACUACCUGAGCGAAAGUACUCGGGGAGGAAAAGGGGAGGGGGAAAAGAUCUGCGAGCAAAAAUACUUGAAGAUAAUAAUAAUAACGAUAACAAUAAAAUGGGGUUCAUUUUUAGACUGCCAUAAUGUGUAGUCUUCCCAUGAAAUGUGAACAUUUUAAUAUGUAUGCAUUUGCCUUGCCUCUUGCACAAAUGUCAGCAAAUGAUAAUGUCUCAACAAGUAUGUUGGUUAAUAAGCAACUUGCUGAUCUUUGGUCUCUAGUCCAACUGUAGCAUUUUUCUUUUCCUCCAAAGGAUGACAUUUUUGUUUAUGAUGAGAAUAAAGGUGUUUGUGUGUGAGGGUGUGUGUGCGCGUGCACAAAGCUAGGAGGUAUUCAAUCUCAUUGCAUCUUUUAAGUUACAGAAACGUUUACAUUUGAGUUUGACUAAACAAACAGAUGGCUCUGGUUCAGAUUAUUUUGGAUUGCAUGAGGUGUACAGCAGAUCUCAUGUGGGAAGCUUUGUGCUGUCAGAUUUCUGCCCCGGGCGGAACUAGUUACUAUGUGAAAUGGUGCAAAUGUGCGCAUUCUAAAUUAUGCUGCUAUAGAGUCAGAUGUCUAAAUUCCAAAUGUAGCAUUACUAGAGGUCCAUGGCAGUAGGGAUGGUUAAACCAGUCCAUUUUGGUUUCUCGUUUUUCUGAUAUUCAGUUCGCCCAAUUUCUGCAGCAGUUUGGAAAUUUUUUUACUUCAGAGAAAUGCAAAUUCCAAAGGGUUUGCAUGGUGCUUUGGGAAGCACAAAUUCAGGGAGGUUAACAUGAAAAUGCAAACCAAAUUGAUUUUCUUCCCCCAUCUCCAGUGCUCAGCUGGUCUUUCAAUCCACCUGACUUCCCAGCCUGAAUGCAAACUUUAGAACUUCUAACUGUUCUUCAAUCCAGAACAAAGUUUCCAUUACGGUCAGACUCCCUAGUUCAAAAAGCAGUUCAUUUGUUUGUUUUGUAAACACCGCCUUCCCCCAAACUGAGACAAAAUAAAGGCAGGGGGAUUGAGAAAGGCAACGAAAGGGGGAAAUGCGGCAUUCCCAAGUAGAAAAGACCCUAAGAGAAAAAAAGGAAAUAUUUUCCAGAUGCAAAGAAUUGCUUCAUUGGCCCCCAACAAGCCAUGUACCCACCUGUAUUUAGCGAACAAGGAAUUGAGGAGCAAUCCUAUGGCUUGUAUAUUUGCUUAGCCGAGUGUGGGGUAAGAGGAACUACUGCUCCCGGCAUCCAUGGCAAGUGCUUACACCAGCCUCUCCUAAGCUGGUGUCCUCUGGAUGUUUUGGAGGACAACACAGCCGUGGCUGGCUGGGGCUGAUGGGACUUGGAGACCAGAACAUCUGGAGAGCACCAGGUGGAGGAAGGCUGGUUGACACCAUCAUAGGGUGGCCCUCCUCACUCUGGGACGUUUACGUGUGAGGCAUAUGUUACACAAGAAAAGACAGCAGAGAUAUGUGGAAUAAGACGUUCACAUUAUUCACAUCAUUUUAUAGCCCUUCCCAACCCGAAAUGAAGAUACAUCAGUAAGGCUUGGCAGGAUCCGCCCAAGAAAAAAUUGACAGUAGUGCAAUCAAUUUGUUUAGCUUGUGGUUUCUCCAUAGUCAUGCCGGUAAUGACAAUAUUCUGUAAAUAUUCUGUGUGUUUACCUGGAUCUGUGCAUUUUGUGCCUUAUUCAUGAAAAUGAUUUUCUUUUCUU
Zootoca vivipara (common lizard) is the source of this 9376-nucleotide messenger RNA. Lineage: Eukaryota; Metazoa; Chordata; Lepidosauria; Squamata; Lacertidae. The record is from RefSeq and is a predicted model, not a curated record.